AGCUGGCUAAACUGGCUGUCUCGUCGAGAUGUUGGACACCAAGUGGCCGCCGCUGUUGCUGCUGCUGCUGCUGCUGCUGAUGCUCCUGGGCCAGCAGCUCCAGGCCUUCGACUACUGCGAUCCGACCCUGUGUCCCGGACCCGAGAGGCACAUAGCCUGCAACAAUUUCGGGGCGCUGGCCGACAUCUGCGGUCCGGAUGCCCACAUUGUGCGGAUAACAACGGCUCGUCGCACCAUGAUCCUCAAUGAGCUGAACGAGUACCGCGAUCGGAUUGCGAGGGGCGAUCUGAUGGGCUUCAGUCCGGCCACCCGGAUGGCCACGCUGCAGUGGGAUCAGGAGCUGGCCAGUUUUGCGGAGCUCAAUGUGAAACGAUGUGCCCUGGUCAACGAUCAUUGCCGGAAUAGCGAGCAGUUCCGCAACGUGGCCCAGGUGGUGGCCGAAGGCGGUUGGCAAGGAGAUCCCUUGCCGCCGAGCUCUCCCGAUGGCAACCUCAAUCCGGAGGCACCGAUCCCGGUGGAGUACCACACGGAAGAUGAGGUGAUCAAGGCCACGCUGGAGCAGAUGUUCGCCGAGUACAAGGAGUGCAGCAUGCGGGAUAUUAUGGCUUUCAGUCCGCCCAACAACAGAAUCCUCCGCUUGCGCGUCAGCAAGUGCAUUGCCUACUUCACACAGCUCGUCCGGGAUAGCACCACCCACGUGGGCUGCGGCAUUCUCCGGCAGACCAAGAACACCACCAACGAGGCCGGCCAGUCGCUGUCCAGUGUCCACCAGUACAUGACCUGCAACUUUGUCCGGACAAACGAUGUCAAUGCCCCGGUCUACCAGAGCGGCGAUCGUCCGGCCACCGAAUGCCGCAGCGGACGGAAUCCGGUCUUCAUUAACCUGUGCUCCGUCAACGAGAUCUACGACUCCUCCAACCUCGCUGGCCUCUUCUGAAGUGGCGAGCUCUGCAGUUCCAAGGCCAAUUAACUUUAAUAAACAUGAAAGGACUUCCA
Molecule: messenger RNA, 996 nt
Organism: Drosophila santomea
Lineage: Eukaryota; Metazoa; Arthropoda; Insecta; Diptera; Drosophilidae
Product: antigen 5 like allergen Cul n 1
Exons: 3
Coding region: 29-937 (302 amino acids)
Source: RefSeq, a predicted model, not a curated record